CUCUAGCAUUUCCGGGUCAAAUGUAACAUCACAGCGGAGCAGCGUUGUGUACGUCUUCAUCUACUUUGGGAGAGAGAAAAUGGACAAUAACACCGGUUUCGACACAUCUACACCAGACAGCAAGGCGACCUACGUUCUCAGCAAUGUUGUGGAGGUCGUCGAGCGAAUUCUAACCUUCGUGCCGACCAAGUCUCUCCUAAAAAUCGCAAGUGUAUGCAGGCUAUGGAGCAACUGUGCCCGCAGAGUUUUGAGGACUCAACAGCAGUUGACAUGGGUGUCUGCUUGUGGACCCUCCACUACGGAGGUGCAUGCCCUCUGCAACACCCUGUAUGAGGAGGUCGAGAAAGUGUUUCUUCUCCCCAAAAUUGUUCUAGCAAUGAUGGACUGUGAGGCCUUCAAACUUCCUUUUUAUUGCCAUAGACAAAAGAAACCAAAAAGGAGCAGCCACAGUCCGGUUGAUGAGCUCAUUCAGGUCUUCCCGAGGAAUUGUGAUGUCAUGGGCAUUACUACACCGGGCAUCGUCUUAACUCCGACUGGCUCUCACUCCAGGCCACCGGAGGAGCACCAGGAAGGAGAGGCCGGCUUUGCCAUCAUGUUCCCAAACAUGGAGGGUGUUCAGAUCAGGCCGUUUCACUUCUGCCAGAAAUCCCUCUCUCCAAAUGCUCUGAAAGAAGCGGGACUAGUUGACAACCCAGAGUUGCGAGUGGUGCUGCUGUUUGUCUACGAGGUGUACAAAUCCGGGGGUGCGCGCUUCCUCAACGAAAUCCUGGAGCCGCUGGCCAAGAGCAAAGCUCUGAUUGCAGGCGGUCUUGUUGAAAGUGUCUUUCCCACCAGGCUCUGUUGUAGCCGAGGUGCGUACGGAGUGGUGGGUCUGGCCCUAAGCGGCCCCAAAGUGCAGGGUGCCUCAGUGCUCUUGGACCAGGACGUCAGCAGCUCCAAGACAGCUGAAGCCACCAUCCGCAGGCUAAAAGCUGCCAAAAUCCCGGAAAAGAACACCCUGGGCUUCAUGUUCGCUUGCGUGGGUCGAGGCCAGAAUUACUACAACAACCAGCGCAACGUGGAGGCCGACGCAUUCCGAAAAGUCUUUCCUGGAGUUCCACUCUUUGGCCUUUUCGGCAACGGCGAGAUCGGUUGCGACCGCAUCGUCAAAGACGACUACACGCUGUGUGACGACGACACGGACUGUCUGCAGCACGAGUAUACCACGGUGAUGACUCUGGUUCACCUGGGCUGAUCGAUAAAAUGAAGCAAACAUUUGACCUUACAAAUUAGUUGGAAUGCAUCGGAGUUUAUCCUUCAGUUGCCAUUUUAAUGGCAACCGCCGGAACUCCUUUGCAUCUUAAUUUACAGUACAAUAGGAUAAUACUGAGCAUCUCUUUUAGUGUCCUACUUGUAAAAUAUGUGAAAAAGAUGUCGCUUAAACAUUUUAGGCGAAUUUUGGGUCACCUUACAGGGCUUUUGCUUAAAAACAAACAAAGCCUGAUUUAUUGUUAAAGAGUUUCUGGUCUAGCAAAAGCACUUUCUUCCUAUGAGAGGGUUGAUGGUUUCCUUUCACAAAGUCUAUGGAGUUUUGACAUAUGAACAAAAGUAUUGGAACUUCUGGCUAUUACGCAUACAGGAAGGUGUUUUUGAGAUUUUAUCCUAAAUGUGAGUAGAUGCCCCAUUUUACGUUGCCUAUAUAAAAAAUGCUGACAUUUUUCUUUUUCAGUCACUCCUUUUUAGACUGAACCAUGGCAAACUGCGACCACAACUUCAGACACAUAAUUUGUGGGAGAAAUAGUAAAAAAAUGUAAGAGUCCAUAUGAGGCAAGCCCUCCCUCCAGUGUUGGCUUUCAUUGACUCCUCAUCCUGGCACUACGCUUGAGGGUUGUUUAGCCCAUCUUUUAUGUAGACUUUGUAAACAAAAAUAGGGGUAUGCUGCUCUAAAUGGCAACUGUAUGGUCAGAGUGUUAAAAGCAAACAACUCUAAAGUUCCACACGCUUCCUUUCUAGAAUGGUGACUUUCUGUGUUCCUAAUUGAUGAAGGUGCAAUUUCCAUUAUUGUUUGUCACAUAAAUAUUGAUAUUAGCUGCUGCUGUCUUUAGACCCUUAAGGGUUGAGAUAUUUUGUUUUAAGAUUACUAUAACAAUCUUUGAAUCAACCAGAUACGUUCCUAAAAUGUUGAGAUUUGAGACAUGAGCUGUUACAAAUAGCUAGGGGUUUUUGCUUGCUUUUGUGUUAUUCAUUGGCUGCCAUUGACGGUGCCAGACGUCCAGUUUAAAUAUAUCGGACGCCUGUCGCUGUCAAUGGCAGUCAGUUUGGCAUUUCAAUCAGUCAUAAAACAAUGGAGGAAUUGGUAUGAAAAGCCCGAAUAUGUUUAAUUCUUAAAUGUUCGUUAUAUACGAUAAAUAGUUUUUGUAUUGAAUCACAACAGACUGAUUAGUACAACUUCCAUGGUAGGAAAUGUACUUUUACCUUUCUCAUCCAAAUGUUUAUUUUUUAAUAACGUUUUCAUCUGGGUGCACUUUUCUACACAACGUGCCAAAAUCAUAUCUGCUUAAAUUGCCCUCAAAUAAAGACCUAAAAUAAAA
Messenger RNA from Corythoichthys intestinalis (scribbled pipefish), 2570 nucleotides. RefSeq names its product F-box protein 22 (gene fbxo22). NCBI's taxonomy places the organism in Eukaryota, Metazoa, Chordata, Actinopteri, Syngnathiformes, Syngnathidae. Gene Ontology annotation, molecular function: protein binding. The transcript is spliced from 7 exons. Gene Ontology annotation, biological process: protein polyubiquitination; regulation of skeletal muscle fiber development; positive regulation of proteasomal ubiquitin-dependent protein catabolic process. Bases 80 to 1234 code for a protein of 384 amino acids. The record is from RefSeq and is a predicted model, not a curated record.